Messenger RNA from Ostrea edulis (European flat oyster), 2175 nucleotides. RefSeq lists its product as uncharacterized. NCBI's taxonomy places the organism in Eukaryota, Metazoa, Mollusca, Bivalvia, Ostreida, Ostreidae. Gene Ontology annotation, molecular function: RNA polymerase II cis-regulatory region sequence-specific DNA binding; protein dimerization activity; DNA-binding transcription factor activity, RNA polymerase II-specific. Gene Ontology annotation, cellular component: nucleus. The record is from RefSeq and is a predicted model, not a curated record. The coding region runs from base 200 to 1789 and encodes 529 amino acids. The transcript has 8 exons. Gene Ontology annotation, biological process: regulation of transcription by RNA polymerase II.
ACAGCCGAAAAGCACUUGAUACAGUAUGGAGAAAGAGAUUGCUUUGCAACAUUGACGAAAUAGGUAUAAAGGGAAAGUUAUGGACAUUGAUAGAUGACUGCCACAUUGAUACGAAGAGUGCUGUAAUUGUAAAUUACCAACAAUCAGACUGGUUCCCAGUUGAACAAGGACUACGGCAAGAACAGAAAUUUAGAAGAAAAUGUACCAUGCAAGUAAAAAGCUGCUGGCGAUUCGCCGACAGUUAAAACAGAUGCAAUCUCAGUAUGAAAACGGAACAGACGAGGAGGAACCAAUACAAGCCGCGGAUUCUAAUGGCUGUCAUGGGGCUGAAUUGACGGACACGACUGGUGAAUCUAAAAGUCAGCCCAACGUCAAUUUCUCAGCGCCAAUGAUCAUUGACCAGCAGGAUGAGGCAGAAUCCAACAUCAUGGAUAUGGAAACCACGUUAGAAUCCCUGACGCAAUGCACCACGGGUAAAAUCGACGACAUUCCCCUGUCCGAGGAACUCCGUUACGCCAUGUCAAAUAUGACAGAUUCGGAUGAUGUAGAUGAUCUCAUUGGAAACAUCAUUACCUCGGUGGAAGAAGAACCACUGUAUGAUGAUGAGCUGCAGACUGUGGAUCAUUCCAUCAUUCAACCGAGUGAUUACCUUGAGAACAUAGACAACUAUUUCCCGAACUCGGGGCAGACGACAGAAAUCACGGACACUUCACCGCAAGAUGACAGCAAUAUUUUCACGACGGGGAAUGAAGAAGAAAACUGGAGAAAAAACAGACAAAAGAAGGAUAACCACAAUAUAAUUGAAAGACGCCGCCGGUAUUACAUCAAUGACAGAAUCAAGGAGUUGGCCGAUCUUCUUCCUGCCGACGUCUCCCCAGAUCAAAAGCAGAAUAAAGGCUCUAUCUUGAUGGAGUCUGUGAAGCAUAUGAAGGAACUCAAGACAGACAGACAAAGGAUAGACAACCUGGAGGAAAUCCUGAAGCUGGUGAAUUCCAAUCAUCAGAAACUGCACAUCAGAAUUUCUCAGGUGGAAUUAAAAUUUAAAUUGUACACAUGGUCAGAGGAAUUCAAUGCCUUUAUAGAAAAGAAAAAGAAAAAUCCGAAGAAACGUUUAUCCGAAAUAAACACCAUGGUGGAAGAUCAUUUAAGACAGUGUAUGUUGGACUCUUCCCAACAGAAGAUCGAAACUACACCUCCUGAUACGAAGAAAAACCAGGUGCACUUCGUUGACAAAAAACCCAUCCAAGAUGUCAGGACUAGCGUGAGACAACACCUCAGUAAAAAGAUAUCGGCUGCAGAAGGACGUGCGACAGGAGGACGAGCGGAUGUAAACGUCAGCGCUUCCUUCAAUGGAGCGACUGCGCAGACUCACCCUGAAGUUCGCUCCAGUCUACCAUUACCAGAAGGUAGGAGCAAUGGUCAUCGUCUGGGAAAGAAUGUCGCACGUAAAACCACAACCUCCCCUCCACAUGUGAUGCAGCAGGACCGUGAUAACGAUAUCCAGCUUGAUUUUAAAGAAGAUGGAAAACAAGUCAUUGAGAUAUCUCAAGAGCAAUGCAAUAUUUUACUCGAAUUGUUUGAGAACCACCAAAACGGAAACGGAAAUGAACCAGUGCCCUGUGCAGAUUUUUCUCCUCAACCACACGUUCCUGCGCCGCAAGAGUCCUUGUCUCCAGUAACUGCCACCAGUAAUAUGUUGGAGAGAUUGUUGCGAAGGUCGGACCGAUUUUCUCCUGGAGGUUCCAGUGGUCUGGAGGAAUCCACCGGAAGCAUGACGGGAUUGCGUUAGAGUUGAUAAAGCAUGACGGGACUGCGCCAGGGUUAGUUCAACGUUUUGAUUACCUUGUGAAGAAAAUCGUUUAAGGAGGUAUACGGCACCAGAGAAAUUUGAUAUGGAUGAAAAUUGGAGGAUGUGUACAACACUACAUAUUUUGAAAUUUAAAAGUUUCAGAUUUACUUUAUUUAGUAAAAAGAAUGCAGUUUUAGUAGAAAAUGAUCUGAGAAAAAUUUCAACCCCCUGCUUUACUCGAACUUGCAGAUCUAGAAGGUCGGCUGACAUAAAUAUAAAGCAAUUUGGAAUAAAAAAAACUCACACACACAAUACAUCAGAUACAUGUGUAUACAAAGGAAUGCCAUUGAGUAUCAUAUUCGUAUUUUUUAUAUGAAAAGGUAGAU